Molecule: messenger RNA, 1008 nt
Organism: Lycium ferocissimum
Lineage: Eukaryota; Viridiplantae; Streptophyta; Magnoliopsida; Solanales; Solanaceae
Product: GCN5-related N-acetyltransferase 7, chloroplastic
Exons: 5
Coding region: 66-920 (284 amino acids)
Cellular component (GO): chloroplast
Molecular function (GO): acyltransferase activity, transferring groups other than amino-acyl groups
Source: RefSeq, a predicted model, not a curated record
GAAAAGAAAAAAUCAAACAACUAGAAAAAGCUUGGACCAUAACAAAUCAAACCAAAAAAGAAAAAAUGGCAAUCCUCAUCUCACCAUUUUCAUACACACCAAAAACUUCUUCUCUUUACAUUAGUCCCAAAAUAUCCAACUCCAAAAAUGGCUAUAAUUGCAAUAAUUACAGUAGUACACAUUUUGGUUCCACUAUUUUUUGUUCAUCUCAACUUAAAGAAACUUUUUCAACAACCCCACAACCAAUCUUGAUUGAUAAAUCAUGUUUGAGUGUAUAUGAAGCUAAAUCUGAAAAUGAAUUAUGGGCUGCUUCUUCUCUACGUGUUAGAACUUUUUAUGCUUUUCAUCAUGAUACCCUUAACACACAAGAUCAUACAAAGUACCUGACUGAACGCGAGUUUGAAGCACUGACGGAACGUAUUGCUGGGAAAAGAGUCGGCUUUGGAAGAGUUUCUUGCAUCAAUGCCACCCUUCCAUUUUCAAAAGUCUCAAAUGUUGCAUAUGAUUUGAGUACUUCUUGUAAAUUUUCUCAGGAUAACUCAGAUCUGGUUGUCGUCGGGACACUGGAUAUUAACCAGUGCAUCAGGCUUCCUGAUGAAAUCACAGGAGCGAAACCAAAGGGAAUCGGAGCUGAUUUUGCUAGGGGAUAUUUGAGUAAUGUAUGCGUUGCUGGAGAAUUGCAAAGAAAUGGCCUCGGCUACGCUCUUAUUUCUAAAGCAAAAAUGGUUGCUAAAGACAUGGGAAUAAGUGAUUUAUAUGUCCAUGUUGCCAUCGACAACGAGCCAGCAAGAAAGUUGUACAUGAAGUGUGGCUUUGAACAAGAGAAUGAGGAACCUGCGUGGCAAGCAAGGUUCUUAGAUCGACCUCGAAGGCUUCUUUUAUGGACAGAACUCUCCAAUUCUUCUGAUGUUUCACUGUAAAAUGUACACAAAAUUGUGAUUUUUAACUCAAGAAAGGAAAAGGCCCUCCAAGAAAUCAAAAGUUUGAGGGGGGCUAUGGGGAAAAAGA